Molecule: messenger RNA, 1266 nt
Organism: Sesamum indicum (sesame)
Lineage: Eukaryota; Viridiplantae; Streptophyta; Magnoliopsida; Lamiales; Pedaliaceae
Source: RefSeq, a predicted model, not a curated record
AUGGGUGAUGUGCAUUUUGAACGAAAUGUCUCCAACCAUGAUGAAUGGGGUAAGGCAAUUAUUAUAUACAAUGCAUUUGACGCUUUGCAUGAACUUGAUGAUGCAGACGAGAUUCCGAGGGGUCCUAACAUAUGCAGCCCCGUCAGAGGCAUUCUUGAAACUCGAGUUCGAUUGAAUAAUGUCAUUCAUGUUCAAUCUUCUAUAUUGCCUCAAUGGAAAUGGUUUGUUAACUAUGAUUCUGUGGGAAAUCGUAUUUGGUUGGCUUGGGAUGAUAAUUUUAUUGAUGUCCAUAUACUUGACGUGGGAGAACAGUUCGUGCAUUGUCGUGUCACAUAUAGGGCUGUCGAUGAACCAGUCUUUAUUACUGUUACUUAUGGAGCUUCUAAGGUGGUCGCCCGUAGGACUCUUUGGACUACUUUAAAGAUAUUAGCUCAGCAGUGCUCGAACGACCCGUGGCUGGUAGGAGGGGACUUCAAUGCUGUUCGAGAUCUUAAUGAGGUGUGUGGAAUAUCAGGGGACAUUCGGAUGGUGAUGGAUGAAUUUAAUUCUAGAAUACAAGAGGCUGGACUAAUGCCUCUACCUAUGCAAGGCGAAUGGUACACAUGGCACAACUGUAGCUCGAGCACCAGGAGUUUAUGGAAGCGGUUGGAUAGACUCCUUAUUAAUGAUCAAUGGCUGGCGAGAUUUCCUAUGUCAUUCUAUCAUAGCCUUACACUGUGCACAUCUGACCACUCACCUUUAGUCAUCUAUGGAGACACGCAACAACAAUACGGAGGUAUGUUUCGGUUUGAUAACUACCUUGCAUUAUCAUCUGACUUUAUACCCAGCGUGAAGAGUAUUUGGCAACAUGAGGUGGUGGGAGUGCCUAUGUUUGCGGUGACGCGCAAACUGAAAGCCCUAAAACCGGUCUUCAGAGCACAGAAAAAGAAAAAGGGGGACUUAACAAUCAAAGUCCAAUUGGCCAAAGGAUUUUUGGAGGAGAUUGCUCAUAGAAGAGUGACAAGGAAAAUCCUACAGAUCAAUGAUGAGAAUGGCAACAUCCACACGGAACAAGGGGAAAUUGUUCAUGAAUUUAUCUCAUACUAUCAGAACCUCUUAGGAGGUACCAGAAGAAAUGUUCCAGUGGAUAUUCGAUACCUUAGGCCGUGGGCGAGGCAUAUUCUUACCGAUGAGGAAACUGGUCUCCUCCUCUUGCCAUUUUCACCAGAUGAUGUUAAGCAGAUAUUAGGAAAGCCUAUGACACGGUGGAAUGGGACUUCCUAUUAG